Messenger RNA from Symbiodinium sp. CCMP2592, 13125 nucleotides. The record is from the annotation of a GenBank genome assembly. Lineage: Eukaryota; Dinophyceae; Suessiales; Symbiodiniaceae.
AUGACGUAUAAAGAAGAAACUGCCGAAGCUCGCCACUUGGCGUGUUUAGACGAAGAUGCGCUGAAGGACAUCACUGCGCCGGCGAAUCUGAACAGCGGCGAGCUCCAGGACAUCUACCGGCUGCAGACCGACGACUUCGACGAGCCAGAGGCUCUGGAGGUCUUCUACGAUGAUGGACGGGGCGGUACCGUGCGCGAGAUCGUGUUCAUCGACCCCAUCUACGCAGAACGCCGCCCUCGCAUCUGCGUUUCCAUUGAUGGAAUCCAGGCGAUGCACAACACGAUUUCCUGCCUCACCCGCAAGGUCGAUAAUCUUGUCGCGACAUUGGCGAAGUGCCGAUCAGCGUAUUACAAAGAGCUGACCACUCUCAAGGAGCAGCUCUACCAACAGGCCUUGGCGAGAAAGGACGGGCGCAAGCACUCGAUCGAUGCAACUGUUCUCUUUGAUCCGUCGGCGUUUCAAAGCCAGACAUCUCAGGAAGUGGAGAUGGAGGUCAAGCGACGAACGGAAAAGCUCACAAAGAGGCUGACAGAGGUGGAGGUUGAGAACCUGAGGCUGAAGAAGCGCAUUGCCAUCCUAACGAUCGAAGUGACGCAGCUUGAGAGGAGUACGUUUGACCCGAACAUAGAGGACCAGAUCGCCAUGGGAAAGCCGCGCUCACAAGCUCCCAAGAGCCCAAGCAAGAAGCCGAAGACCGGAAAGGCUUCGAAAGCAUCGAAGAAGACGAAUGCAGAGGUGCCAGGAGGUGACAGCAGUUUGGUCCCCUUCGGUGCAAACUUUGUCCGGCAGGAUCUUCGAAGGAGAGCUGCUAGCAAGGGUGGCACGCAUCAGACCCGGGCCCGGAACAAGAUGUACGGCAAAGAUGGCAGGAUGAAAUCCAAGUAUGCCCGUGCGCCGGAGCCGCUCUCAACGAUCCCAGUGACACGCCGGCAGGAGAAGGUGCUACGCUUCCAGCACUAUCAAAACGCAGCAUUUCAGCGGACGUCUUUACUGAAGAAGUGUUCCUCCAAGCGAGAGCCGAGGAGCUUCUCCUCAGCCAUGACGCAGGAUCUGCUGGCAUCGAUCCAGGAGGAGGCCGUGGAGGAGGUUGCAGAUGAGCGUCCGCCUGAUGCAGCAAGCGAAGAUAUCACGGCUAAGCGUCAAGAAUGGCUGCCUUCUAAAGAACGUGCAGCUGGAACUUACUCUGCAGCGGACCUCACUACCGUGCUCCAAGAGGUCUUCGGUCAUGAGGCCUUCCGUCAGGGACAGCGUGAGGCCAUCUUAUCUGUCCUGGCCAAUCAUCGGACACUGCUGCUGUUGGCAACCGGCUGCGGGAAGUCCCUGUGCUACCAACUGCCAGCGUACUUGCUGCGGGAGGAAGGUUUCACGCUUGUGGUGUCCCCGCUCGUCUCCCUUAUGUCCGACCAACUCGCACGCCUCCCGGGCUGCUUGCGAGGUGCCAUCUGCAGUGGCCAGCAGUCCCGUGACUCGGCGCGUGAUGUCAUGCGUGCCGUGCGGGCACGACUGGUUGAUGUCCUCUUCGUGUCACCGGAGAGGCUGGCCACGUGGUCCUUUGAUGGCUGUGGCUUACCUCCAAUUGCUCUCGCUUGCAUCGACGAGGCGCACUGUGUCUCUGAAUGGUCACACAAUUUUCGUCCGGAUUACUUCCGCCUACACGAGUACCUCGUCGAAUCCCUUGGUGCGCGACGAAUCCUCGCCCUCACUGCCACCGCCACCAGGCCUACGGUAAAGUCCGUGUGUGACAUACUGCAGCUGGACACUGUUGUUCGCAGCGACAAUAGCUUCACGGUGGACGAGCUCAUGCGAGAGAGCAAUCAGCCGACCGUCCAGCGCGGGAACCUCACCAUGGACGCGCGCAGCGUCCCAGAUGCCGACAGCCAAGUUCGCGAGCUGGUCCAGGUCCUGCGUCAUGACGUCAACCCUGCUGAGUCUGUGAUCAUCUACGUUUGGAGGCGAGACACAGCCGACCAGCUUGCCAAACAGCUACGGCCCUAUGUCAAGGGUGGUGUGUGUGCCUACCACGGCAGCAUGCUCGCGGAGGUGCGCAGCACGGUGCAGGAGAACUUCAUGUCGGGCAAGGUCAAAGUGGUGGUCGCAACGGUAGCUUUUGGAAUGGGGCUGGACAAGCCGGACAUUCGCCUUGUGGUGCAUUUCGGGCUGCCAAAGAGCAUUGAGAACUACAUCCAAGAGACAGGACGUUGCUCUCGAGAUGGAGGGCGAGGGAAGUGUGUGGCCCUGGUGAACCGCAAGGACUACCAAGCCAUGCGGUGGCUAGAAAGUGGUGGUAGAGGUGGCGGCACACAGGCCAGUGUCGUGCGACGCCUGUUGGUGGCUUUGUUGGGUGACUCGACCACCUACAAACGCCACCCCCUCAGCGAGGAUGCCGUGGCUGCAUUGGGCAAGAGCGAGGAGGCGCCGGAGACAUCAUCGCAGAGCGAAUGGCAGCCAUACAGCCUGGGCUUGCAUGAGACAGAGGCCGCGAAGGAAAUGAACUGCUCCACGACCGAGCUUCACUCGGUCUUGGCUCACCUUUGCAGGUACGGCAGUAGCCAUCUAACACUGAUGUCGAGCUUCCCGACCAAGCUGAAGCUUCGGUUCUUUCGCACAGACCCUGCAGAACUUAUGGAGGUGGACCCGUUGCUGCGGAAAGUGCUUCCCCUGGCGAAGAAGACGGGGCCAGUCUACACCGUUGAAACGGUGAAAGCUGUAGCCACCUUGGGCGGGACCGCUGCGCAGCUUUCGACUAGCCUUUGGCAGGCUGGUGGAGACGAGUUCUCCGUGGAGAAAGCAGACUACGGCUACAUGCUGACAGUCCGGAAGCCUGUAACAGAAGCUCAGAUCGACGAUUGGGCAGAGCAGAUCAGUCAAAUUAAUGUGCGAGCCAGAGAGUCUGCGAUCGAGAAGCUGGAUGCCUCGUACAUCGCUUUGACGAGAGCCGCAGAGGCAUCUGAAAGGCAGAAGGUAACUGAUCCCGAUGCAGAGCUGCCUGCGGCCCACACAACGUUGCACACUUUGAUCGAUGCCUACUUUGCAGCUUUGGAGGAUCCGACCCUGGUGAUGGCGGGGAGUGUUGAGGAACGUCGACGUCUUCUGACAUAUGCCCUCGGUGCAGACUUCAGAACUUCAGUCGCAACUCCCUUACAAGCUCGCCCUUUCGUAAAUCACCAGGAAUCCGGCAAGCCCCAGAAGAGAGAGGCACCAGAGGCUCAACGUCUCCAAGGCGUCACUGUUACUGUGGCAGUGUUUCGGCUUCUUGGUGAUCCAGCUUGGCCAAGCUUGCCCUGUGAAGAGCUGGAUGCCAUAGUACGCGCAGUUGCCCAGUUCUUGGCUGGUGUGAGCUCGGUGGUAAUGCCAGCCGCCAAGUGGCGCGAUCAUCGCAUGUGGGGCCACCUGCGUGGAGCGGGAAGUGGAGACUUUGACCGGCUGGAAGAGCUUGUGCGCGAGGGCGUGCUCAAGAACCAGAUGAACACCCGCGUCCAGAAGAUGGAUGUUCGUGACAUGCUCUACGACAUCUUGGACCGCGUGAAGGUUGACACCUUGGUUCGCACGCUGCGCAGCAUGAUCGAAGACGUGCAUCAGGAGCUGUUCUUCGUGACCCUGGAGGAGGUCCUCUCAGAUUACAGGGGGCUGAAGGUUGGCGACAUGCUGAAGCAGUCGGCCGACGACGCGGAGAAGAUCAGCCGCUUGGGGGGCGAGCUCCUCAAGGUCAAGCAAGAGAUGGCACAGCACAUCCGAGACGAGAAGCAAGCUCAGGAGGCGUUGAUGCAAACGACACGGAUGUGGCAGGAGUCGGAGUCGCUGAACAAGGACUUGGAGCAGUCGCUGGAGGAGUCACAGGUUGAAGCAGCGGACUGGCGAGAAAAGGCAGAACAGCUGAUCAAGGAGCCGGCAUUUCUUCGGGAGAAGAUGGCCAAGAUGAGGGAGGAGCAGCAGCAGGAGCUGGAAGCCCUGAGGACGAAGCUCAAGGAGGCGCAGAAAGCAGCGGAGAAAAGCAAAAAGACAGAGGACGUCGACUUGGCGACCUCCCUGUCCAUGUCGGGGAGGCAAGGAUCCAAGCAAUUUGCCGACAUGGCGGACAUGGUGGCCUCCACCCAGCAGGGAUUCAACAUCCAGGAGCAGUUCACCAUAGCGCUGAGCCUUCUGAAAGGAUGUCCAAGCUCACAGGUCACAAAAACAGCAGACAUCAUGAAGGCUCUGGUCGAAGACACGCGUCCCAAUCUGAUGAAGGAGCUCUUGGCUUCAGACCACGGCUCCCUGGGCCCUCCGAAAGUCCGCCUUGGCGCCGCGCAGAAGCUGCUGUCGGGACUUCCGCAGGAAGACCAGGCCUUGGUCGCAGAUCUUUUGCCACCGAAGGUCGUGAAGGAGAUCACUGUGAAGGUGCUCGAGGACGCUGCAUCCGACGAUGCCGCGGACAUGAAGGGCCAUGCGGGUGGGUAUUUUGAUCCGAACAUCGACAUCGGCAAAAGAUGCAAGAAGUUCCUGAUGACGAGGCUUAUCAAGAAGCUGAACUCUCAGGAGGUCAAGGUGCUCUUUGACGAGCUGGGGCAGCGGACUAAAAAAGCAAUCCUGAUUGACAUCUUCGAUUAUCAAGACCCGAAAGAUCUCGAACUCUGUGCCGAGAUGAUCUUUGUGGACACCAAGGAGGAACGUCGAUCCGCCCCGUCGGCCCUGCCCGAGCUCCUAAGGCAGCAGCACGAGGAGGUCAUUCGCCGACUGGACUUCCAAGAUGAAGUGCUGAGAGGCCUCACUCUGAACAGGAGGACCAGCAUGGGCAGCAAGAUGAGUCGACCCAAGACGGAGGGAGAUGAAUCUCAAUCCGUCCCAGUGAGCCCAGUGAAGCCGAUUCAGACCGAUAUCUCGCCGCCAAGAAAUGGCUUCACUGGAGAGAAGGUGCGCACUGCCACUGGACGAGCGCAAAUGCGGCGAACGUUCUCGAUUGCAGGCAGCCCGACGCACGCAAAAAAAGGAUUUGAGCCGAGGUAUGGCGGCCAUAGCUGCAUCUGGCACAUGGUGCAUCAUCCAGUCUUUGAGUCCUUUUUUGCUUUUGUCGUGGUGACGAAUGCUGUGUUCAUAGGAAUUGAUGUGCAACGCAGUGUGGAUCAUGGUGACCCGCGACCGACAGAGUUCCGUGUCAUUCAGUACCUCUAUGCGGCGAUAUUCACAGUUGAGCUGCUGCUGCGCUUGGCGGCAGACGGCUUGCACUUCUUCUGCUCUGAAGACUGGGCCUGGAGCUGGCUUGAUCUCUUUAUUGUUUUGAGCUCUCUGUGGGAAGUUGUUGUGGACAUCACAGGAAGUUCUGACCUUGACGCCAUCGCCGGCGUCAGCGGCUUGAAGUCUUUCCGCAUAGUACGGCUCAGCCGCAUCUUGAGAACUGCGCAGUUUGUCAGCAUCUUCCGCUUCGUCAUCGCGCUGCGGAUGCUGGUCACAUCGAUUCUCCACACUCUCAAAGCACUGGUCUGGGCUAUGACGCUCUUGGUGCUGAUCGUCUAUGUGUUUGCUGUGUUGUUUACGCAAGCUGUCAGCGACUACAGAGCUGAUAGCAACACGACGUUGGUCCACCAAGAUGCUGCACAACGGUAUUUUGGUUCGCUGGUGGACAGCAUGCUGACUCUCUUCAUGAGCUUGGCUGGUGGCGUCAGCUGGGAGCAAGCUCUGGCACCGCUCAGGGAGAUAUCAGCCAUCUGGGUUAUUUGUUACGUUGGAUAUAUAGCUUUCACGUAUUUUGCAGUCUUAAACGUAGUAACGGCGGUGUUCUGCCAGUCAGCCAUUGAAUCGGCACAGAACGACCAAGUGACGCUUAUGCAAAACAUGCUGAUGAACAAAGAGAAGCAUGUUCGCAAAAUACAGGAGCUUUUCGGACGGCUGGGUGCCACCGAUGAUGGACACAUCACUUUGCAGAUGUUCGAAGAGAACAUCAACUCUGAUUCCGUUACCACCUAUUUUGAAGCACUCGGUCUAGAUGUGUGGGAUGCUUGGGCUUUCUUCAAGCUUCUGGACUCCGACGGAGGUGGAUCAGUAGAUGUGGAGGAGUUUUUCAUGGGUUGUCUUCGCUUCCGUGGACAAGCGAAGGCCAUGGAUGUCGGUCAACUCAUACAGGAUCAGAGCUGGAUCAUCAAGAACCAGGGAAAGUUCCAGUCUUUCAUGGAGGCUGAGAUGACCGGCCUCAAGCAUAAUCUCGCGAGCCUCAUGCAUUUGUGUUCUCGCCCAGAGCCCAGCGUCAAGGCCUUCGUGAAGGGUCUUUGUGACGAGGCCAACGAGCUCUUCCUGCUACAGACUGCCCAUCGCAUUGGCCAGGCUCAGGCUUUGGCUCUCGUGGCACCCGAUAAGGUUCAAAAGGAGGCCCCACGUGCCAUCCAACGACACCAUGAAACGGUGCAAACCGAAUUCUCGUGCGUGUCAGAGGAGCUGAUCCUGGAAAUCUCAAGAAAAGCUCGUGAAGAGGACUUGAUGCAACAGGCUUUUGAUCCAACAGGCUCUUGGAUGGUCACUCAGUGGGGCGCAGCUGCAGAUGCCACUCCAGCCGAGAAGGAGAAGCCGGGCGUAACUGAAACGGAUGCCGCGGAAGCCGCGCGACAGGCCGAACAGGAGCAAGAAGCCCUCGAGGCUGCAAAGCGUGCCGAGCAAGAGGCGGCUGCCGCCAUAGCCCUGGCAAUGGCCGAAAAGCAGGAAGCUCUGGAGCAAGCACAGGCGUCAGCAGCUGCUGCAGAUGCUGCACGGGAGGAGGUUCAGAAGCGAGAAGAAGAGAUGCGCCUGUUCAAGGAGCAGAUGGAGCAAGAGCUGCAGGAAGCGGCGGCUCGAGCCAGGGCAGAAGCACAGGCUCAGAGCGGCUCAGAGGGUCAGGACGAGGAGCUCUUGGCCCAAAGGAUAGCACGGGCACAGGAGCAGGCCGCAGCUGCGGCAGAAGCUGCCAUGAAGGAGAAAGAGGCUGCUCUUCUUGCAGCCCAGCAGAAAGCCGAGCAAGAGGCAGCGGCAGCUUCCGCCCGGGAGCAGGCAGCAGCUGACGCAGCUGCUGGAAUCCAGGCUAAAGAGAUGUCGAAAGACUGGUCUUGCGAGGAUGUCCGUGCAUGGUUGACGUCCUCUGGCUAUCCAGAGGUGGCCCUGGCAGCCUUUCACCACAAUGUUGAAGGCAAAAUGCUGCCACACCUCGGUCACGAAGGAUGGAAGGAGCUCGGCUUGACCUCCGCAGUUCAGCGCGCAAGAAUUCUGAGUGCAGUGGCCGACUUGGGCACCGACAGCCGCGAAGCCGACCAGCCGUCUACCGCGGCCCCCGUGCCUUCAGCUAAAGCUCGGGGGAAUGGCACCCUCAUACAACGCUUUGGAAAAGCGGUGAAAUUGAUGGAUGGCUUCAUCUGGUCGGACCACAAACCCGUCUGGUUCCAGCAUUUGGAGCAGUCUGGCAAGUCCCCAGAAGAGCUGCGGGAACUCUUCUGUAUCCAGCUUGACUCAUACAACUUGAUGACAUUGCUUCUGCUUUCCUCCGUUGUACCGACAGCUACGGGCAUUUGCGCAGAUAUUGGCUGGGAUGAGGAUGGUUGGCCGGUGGACAAGCUUAAGUUUUUCUGCUUGAUCUUCAGCUUUAUAUACAGUGGGCUUCUUAUUCUGCAUUUCUGCAUGUCACACAUACUGCACCUACUCGUAUCCGGAGUCAGCCCUGCAAACUACCCUGUGUUCAUGAGGGCCUGUGGCUGUGAUUUUCUGUCCGAGAUUGGCGUCGCUUACGUGGUGAUCCUGUACCUAUUCGCCCCGUGGAUGUUUUCGUGUAUGGCAGUCCUUCUUGGAAGGAGCGCUAACUGGAUAAUUUGGGCGUCCUCUUUCGGAGUCGUGAUCUUGUCUUGGAUUUUCCAAGCCUCUUUGACUUUCCCGCUGCUGGGUCGACAUGAUGAUGGGUCACGGCCCAGAGUGGCAGACACUGCCUAUAACAGCUCGCGGCUGGUUUUGAGGCUAGUUCUACAUUCUGGCCUUCUGCACCAAGACAGGGCACCUCUCGACCCGUCGCUACCGAGGGACGCGUUGCUUGAGCAAAUGGCUGAGAUUUCCUUGGAGGAGAUAGAGCACAGAGCACGUGCUUCAGAAGACAGAUAUGACGCUAUGAAAGAGGAUGGACUUUCUGCAGAGGCCCAGGCUGCUCGAGAACGUGCCGAGCAGCAGGCAAGCCUUCAACGCAAGGCAAGCACGGUCGCGAACGAAGAGGCUGCCAGAACCAUGGCGCAAGCUCAGGCUGUUGCUGCCGCAGCUCAGAAAGAACGAGAAGCUGUGGAGAAGGCGAAAGCUGCAUGGGAGGCUCGGAUGGCUGAUGAGGCCGAAGCCUUGAAGGCUGCGGAGAAAGCGAGGGACGAUGCGCUUGCUGCUGCAGCCUGCGCUGAGGUUGCAUUCGAAACAGCCGCAGGAGCAGUGGUCGAUGUCGUAUCUUCGCAAAUGACGGAGGAAGAGCGACAAGCAUUGCAAGAGAGGGCGGCAAAGGAGCGCGAGGCCAAGGAGCAGGCAGAAGCAGCAGUCAAGAAGGCUGCGGAGGCUUUACAGGCCGCAAAGCAGAGAGCCGAGGAGGCAGAGAAUCAAAGCCGUGAAGCAGCAAUCUCAGCUCAGUUCAAGGCCUUGGGCAAGCUGUCGCGGGUCCAAGCUGCCUAUGCAACCUUGGAAGAGAGGCUAAAAAUCCAGGAGGAGGCAACGGUACAAGCCUCGAAACGAGAGGAAGAAGCAGUGAAGCGGGAAGAAAAGCUUGCGACACUUGUGGCGGCAAAGGCACUCGCCAAAGAGGUGAAUCGUCGCAACCGCGCGGCGCAAACUCUACUGGCCAUCGAGCAAGAAACUGGCUCGGAGAAGUGGAGGCUAGCGCUCGAUGUGCUCGGCGACGGUCCAGACCAACUGAGGUCAGAUGUGCGCUUGGAAAUCGCCAGGUUGGCAACACAAUGGCUUGCCCAGUUCAGGCUGCAAGAAGGGGAGGAGUCGUUGCAGGAGUCCGUCGGAAACCACACCCUUUCGGCGAUGAAGGACUUCGUGGAUGGCUCGGUGAACUUCCUGGCGGUGGCCAGAUCCGUGCAAACAACGCCGCAGACAUGGAAUGACGCAGGAGACGCAGCAAACCAAGCUGUGCAGCAAUCCCUCCAAGAGCUGGCAUCCAUGGGUGGCGACAUGGGUCUUAUGGCUCAGGAUGCAACCUAUCAGCUUCAAGUCGUUGACAAUGCCGUGCAGGCCGCACAGGCCGCAAAGCAGCAAGCCGUGCCUGCGCAGGCGCACCACACGGUGGUAGUGCCUACGGCAACAGCAGAGGCAGAUGUCACAGUCCACGUGCAGCAGAAGAAGCAGCAGCAGCAGGCCGCGGCAUUUCUUCUGGGCGGCGUGGCCCCAGAAAGUGUGCAGGUGCACGUCUUGAAGGAUCCCGAAAUGCCGCCCAUGGCCUUGGUCACUUCGGGGGUGGCGAGCCAAGAUCUGAAUUCAAUGGAUGAGACGGAACAACGACAUGCCAUUCUGGCUGCUGCGAAAGCCGUCGAGGCCUCUGUCUCACCAUCAUCGUCUUCCACCUCUUUGGCCAACCCUCCAGCCUUCGCCAGCACCAGCUGCCCGCCUUCGCAGGCCUUUCUGUUUUCAUCCUCCAGCGAGCAGUCCUUGCAGGCAGGGAUCAGUCAGGAGCUUGCUCCCGCGUCAGCGCCGUACAAGGUCCCAACAGAAUCGAUGCCUCCCGUGGAUGAACUGGAACGCGGGGGCAGCCAUCCAGCACCGAACGUUGCCGAGGCUGGAGUCCCGCCAUCUGCAGCCGACGCUCCAGCCCUUGCUAGCACCAGCGGCCCGCCUGCACAGGCCAAGACUGCAUCGCCGAGCAAGCAGGCGUUCCAGGCAGGCAUCAGCCAUGGUCCAGGGGAACUGGCUCCCGCGCCAGUGGAACCUGCGCAGCGCAAGGUGCAGUUGCCUUCCAAGCCAGUGGAGGGCUCCUCGCCAAAACCUACCGGACCUACUGGUCAAGCAGGACCACAUGCCGUGGCCACAGAACCUGUUCGGAAUGUGGUUCCACGGCGAAAGUCUUCCGUGGAGGAUUUGACCAGAGAUCUUGGCCUCGGGGCACAAACAGAUCAUCGGCUCAGCAUUGAGACGAAGCCGCCUCUUCGCCGUCUGUCUGGCACACCGGCCCGGCACAAGAAAGCCAAGCACUCCACCUCGCGACGGCUGCUGCAUUUGAAAUCCUCUGGCGGCCGCUCAGAAGAAGCCAUCACCAUGGAAUUGGGUGAUGUCGCUGAGGAGCUGGAGCUCGAGUCCAAAAUGUUAGCCAAGCACAUGGCCGUGUCCAUUGGCAAGGCAGCCGGCCUCGGUCACCAAAGUCCGCACGAAGCGGCCCUGACAGCUGCUGCCUCCGUUCACAAGGCGAUGAUGGAGAAGGGCGUGACCGAAGAGGAGGCUGUUGAAUUUGCCUCGUUCGGCUCCGGGCUGGCGGCUUCCGAGGCUGCGAUGGUGCAAGGGACGACGCCGGAAGCUGCUGCCUCCAUUGCUGCCGCUGAAGCUCAAAGAGCCGCACUGGUUGCUGGCUGCCCCACCGACUUGGCUCUUCAGUGUGGAGCCCUGGCCAUCGGCGCAGUGGUGGCCAAGCUGGCCGCGCAAAGAGGCUGGAAUCCCAGCGAUGCAGCAACUAUGGCUGGGCAAUUCCUCAAAAGGUUCGUUGAUGCAAACAGCAUUGCAAGCGACCACUUCGUCGCAAUGACAGCAAUGGCGACACAUGAGGCUGCGGAAGCUGUAGCCCUCGCCAACGGCUUUGCACCCCGGCGUGCAGCAGAGAUUGGCGCUGAAGAGGCUUCUAGGAUGACCUCGCAGCUCGUACACGCCAAAAUCCGCGGCGUCGCCGACGAUGCACUGCGAAACCUGAGCGCAGGAACUGAUGCCACCAGCACCUCCGAGGCGUCGUCGAUGUCCAAAGCGGUCUCGGGGUUCUCCGCAAUUCAAGCUCGCCCAUCAGAUCGAGAACAAGAUGGAAUGUCUCCACGGCAAGGCAGUGCCGGCACACAGUCUCAAAAUGCCUCCAAGCCUGGCUUGACGGAGCUCAGCAGGAGGCCCCUGCCUGUCAGUGCCCGCCGAGCAGAGGGUGAUGCCGCACUGCCAGCGGCAUCGCCGCGAGAGGAGCAGCACCUGCAGCAGCCGCAGAAGAGGCCGCAAAGGAUGUCUAUUGCCGAUUUGACUCUUCCCGCCUUGCCUUCAGCUCGCCGGAUGUCCCAGGCACCGACUGCUGCUGAGUCGAACGUGUCUUCAGUGGUGCCCAAUGAAAAGUAUCCGGAGACUUCCCGGAUCCUGUCAUAUGGACAACAAGAUGUGAGGAAAAGAGAUCACUCGAGGAGCCCAUCUCCCGCCGCAGUGCGGGAUGUGCAGCCCGUCGAAUCAGGCACAGAGCAAAAGCCCUCUGCGCGGUUGCUGCAGGAGUUCCGCAGGCCGUCGAUGCUGUCGAUGCAGUCCUUCGAAGUUCCUCUACCGGUACCGUCCCGGGACCUCCCGGUGGGUCCGGUACACAGCAACCGCCCCAAGCUGCAGGGUUGGCAGCGGAUACAAAAGCCGGACGAGGCCAGUCCAGGGCGUGGACGUCGCAACUCCACAGGGAGAUCGCCUCAUGAUGACGCCUCCCUCUCCAGCCCUGAGCGGCCGAACGAUCCACGCAGCGAUCCUGUCAGCCCACGGGAGGCAGAUCCAGCGCCUCAAGAUAGUUCUCCGAGGCCAGCCCUGGAAGACUUGCUACGGCCAAAGCCGCCGAGCUUCCCCAUCCAGGCGAUGCCACCAGAGGACAAGCGAAGGGGCGCACGAGAUCCACGAGACAGGCCAACUCCGCGACUGCGUGGAGGGCCCGAAAGAGCCGAGAAGGUUCAUCCCCCGCGUGAUGGGGAGAAAGCUCAGACGUUCCUCCAGGCCUUGGAGAUGGCCAAGGCCCAGAAGCAGCGGGAGGGCGCCAUGGCGAAGCCGCCGAAGCGAGAGGAACGAAGCAGGCCAGCAAACAUUGCUGCAGAGCUUCGUGUCGCUGCAAUUCGCUCCAGUCAGGCUCAGGAGACGAGCCCGUCGAAAAGCCGCAGGAGAGCCUCACUUCUGCACCUGAUUCAGCCCGAGUCCAAGAAAGCGGACCCGUUUGCUCCGGACGUCAACGCGCUCUAUGUUGGAACAGGGCAACCGCGGCAACAAGCGUCACCGCCUGGGUCGGAGGUGGCCUCCCGGGUAGCAUCGAAGGCGAAUAUGUCUCCGAGCCGAGUGCGCGCUGAUGCGGAUGAUGCGCGAGCGCCUUUUGGUGGAGUUUCCCCUUCCACUUCCAUGCACCGAGAUCCAAGAGGUCCUGAAGCAGUCGAGAGUCUCCAGGAUGUUCUCUCCGUCUCCGUGCUGAGCACUGACAGCAAGGGCUUCGCCAAGCCCUUCAAGCCGCCCGAGAACGAGGCUCCAGAUGAUUCUGGCCUGGAAGCCGACGCAUUGGAGGCGUUGCCAAGGAAAGCCGAAAGCCGAGCCCCUCGCUCGUCUCGUUCGUCUCGCUCCGCAUCAAGGGAGCCUCCAAAACGUCCACCUCCGGAGCAAGCGGGCAGCGAGGCUGAGGUCUUGGUGAAGCGCGUUCAGGAGAGCCUUGACAGGAAGUUUGGCAGUGUGGAUGCCGCCUUCAUGAAUAUGUCAGCACGAAUGAAUCGAUUGUCUACCAGGAAUGGCACAGAAGGCGAGCAAACGGCGGAAGAAAAGGAAGACAGGGCUCUGAUGGACCUGCGCCAGUGUAUGGUCGAGUCUGGGGUGUCCUUCAAAGAUGCCACGCUGUUUCUGCAGGCGAUGCGAUCUAGUCUGGGAGGUGCCCCACCAUCCGUGCAGGAUGUUGCCAAUUCUCUGAUGCCCGGGCAUCUUCUUCAAGAUGCUGUGGAUCAGGCCAAGAAGAAGGCUGCCUUCUCACUAAGUGGCAGCGACGAUCCGAACAUCAAUCUCGACAACAUCCAGGGCAUAUCGAACCUGAAUGCGAGGAGCAUCCUGGAGCGUCCAGGGGCCCCUGUGGUGCUGCCGACGGCGCCUGUACCAGCAGGCGCCAGCUCACGGAGCCGCUCUGGGAGCCAAUCUCCCGGAAAGCGCUCGGAGCGAACGGAGCGCAGCCACUCGCGGUCUCCAUCGAAGCCGAAGGCGCCGACGGCUUCGCAACCGUGA